AGGGGAGGAGGGAGGAAGGGGUCCCUGAAGAGAUCCGUAAGUGAGGCCGAUUCGACGAAUUCGGGGUCCAGUCAUGCGAGGAGCCCAGGUAUAAAACAGCUGAUCGGCACCGCUGUCAGCAUCAGUAGUCUAACUUCUCUCAAACAUGAAGGUCCUGGCUCUACUCCUCAUCGCUGUAGCUUGCGCUUUGGCGGACGAUACGUACACGACCAAGUUCGACAAUAUCGACAUAGACGCUAUUCUGAAGAGCGACCGCCUGCUCAAGAACUACGUAAAUUGCCUGCUGGAUAAGGGAAACUGCACGCCCGAUGGCAAGGAACUCAAAGAGCACCUUCCGGACGCAUUGGAGACCGAGUGCAGCAAAUGCAGCGAGAAGCAGAAGACCGGUACCGACAAGGUCAUCCGGUUUCUAGUGAAUAAGAAACCAGAAACAUGGGAGCAACUUAAGAAGAAGUACGAUCCUAAUGGUGAAUACACUAAACGGUACGAGGAUGAGGCUCAGAAACGCAACCUAAAACUGUGAAUAAUUUAGAUUUUUUUUAUCUCGUCGAGAUAGAACGUCGAGAAAUCUGUCUUCUUUAUUUUUUUAUAUCGCGCGAAUUAAGUAAAUCCAUCAGUUUUCCACAAUUGUUGCCACAACUCUAUUUAAUUUCCUCAACGAAAUAUCAGAAACUAUAAAGAGAGGAAUUUUGCGUUUCAAAAUGUUAUCGUUAAUAUAAUAAACGAAUCUUUUUAAGAGGAAAU
Messenger RNA from Camponotus floridanus (Florida carpenter ant), 744 nucleotides. RefSeq names its product ejaculatory bulb-specific protein 3 (gene EbpIII). The transcript is spliced from 4 exons. Bases 146 to 523 code for a protein of 125 amino acids. Lineage: Eukaryota; Metazoa; Arthropoda; Insecta; Hymenoptera; Formicidae. The record is from RefSeq and is a predicted model, not a curated record.